Zingiber officinale is the source of this 1507-nucleotide messenger RNA. RefSeq names its product rhomboid-like protein 20. Gene Ontology annotation, molecular function: protein binding; serine-type endopeptidase activity. The record is from RefSeq and is a predicted model, not a curated record. The transcript is spliced from 8 exons. Bases 244 to 1116 code for a protein of 290 amino acids. NCBI's taxonomy places the organism in Eukaryota, Viridiplantae, Streptophyta, Magnoliopsida, Zingiberales, Zingiberaceae.
GGGCCAUAAAUUUUCAUCGGCGAGUUUAGUUCGGGGCCGUCGUUUUGAGGACUGGCGAGAUGGAGACGAUGACGCGCCAUUCGUCGCCUCAAUUGAGUUGACCCAACUAACAGAUCGACGUAACACUGCGGUUCGCGUCUCCCGCCGACUUUCUUGCUUUCGCCACGACCACUUCUCGCUCUUUCGUGCCGUGAGAACGACGAACCGAUCGAUUUCUCUCUCCCCCUCUCUGCCUAGCGAUUGAUGAUGCACGGAGGACCAUCAGGAUUUCACAACGCGCCGGUCACACGAACCCUAGUGAUCUCUAGCGCCAUCAUCACAGUCACCUCUGCCCUUCGUGGCCGUUCUCGCAGCAUAGGGUUGUCGUAUCAGGAUAUUAUUCAGAACUAUAGUCUUUGGAAGAUUGUUCCAUCAAUAUUUGCAUUUUCAUCCUCUCCAGAAUCGAUAAUUGGCUUGUAUCUGAUAUAUUAUUUCAGAGUAUUUGAGAGACAGAUAGGCUCUAACAAGUACUCAGUUUUUGUUUUGUUCAAUUUAGUGGCAUCCACAUUUUUCCAAAUUGUGGCUUUAGGACUUCUAAAAGAUUCUCAAGUACUUGCAUCUGGGCCUUAUGGUUUCAUAUUUGCUUCCUUUGUAUCUUUUUAUUUUGACAUCCCUGUUACUUCACGUUUCCAUAUGUUUGGACUGAACUUGAGUAACAAGUCAGCCGUAUACUUUGCCGCUUUUCAGCUUGUUUUAUCUGCCUGGAGAAGGUCAUUUAUACCAGUCAUAAGUGGUCUUCUUGCUGGUUUUGUUUUCCGAGCCAAUCUAUUUGGCAUCUGCAAGCUUAAGUUCCCCAAAAAGUUAACAUCAGUAUUUUCAUGGUUAUUUUUGUUGUAUCCAAGUUCAUUCCCUUCAAGUGCCAAUAUCAGAAGAAAUGCACAUAUAUCUAAUAUCGACCAUCAGGUUCAGCGGAACAAUCGUUCAGUGGGAAAUUUUAUGCCAGAACCAUCAGAGUCUUCGAUUGAGACAUUGGUGUCCAUGGGCUUUGAGAGCAAUGCUGCUAGGCAGGCACUCCUUCAGGCUAGAAAUGACUUAAAUGUAGCAACAAACAUUCUCCUCGAAGCACAGUCUGGGUAACUCAACUGUGUCCUUUUGGAAAAUGUACAUUGAGUUACACGGAUGGGAACCUGGCCCAGCACCGCAUUCAUAUAAGAAAAGAGGAACCAAUAGAAUUUCCAUUGGUCUUGCUUUUACUUCCUUCAAUAUGAGGCGAUCCUGGUUUCUCUAAAUCCUUAUCUUUAGCAGUUUAGAAUGAAUUCAUCACUACGUUACAUUGUUUUUGUACAUUGAGAAGCAUCUCCAGGUAGGUCUCAUUCUGUCCGUUUUAAUAUUAAAUGCUAAACAACCAAUUACGAUGACCCAACCAUGGUGUAAAUUCGUUGAGGUUUACAACUCCAUCUUUGUACUAAAGUAUUUAUGUAAACACCCUUUUUCUGUGAUGUUAUUUCUAGGAUCGCAUGGCGGGCAA